AUAUCAUUCAUAUUCCAAUUCAACACGUCAAUUUUUGAUAAUUUCUCUUUUCUUGUUCUUCUUCUUCUUCUUCUUCAAUUAACUAAUUAACUAAAUAACUUUCAAUUCAUCAUGACUGGUCCAACUUUUAAUAUUUCAUCAACUGAAACUCAACAAUUUGAAACUCAAUAUUCCGCUCACAAUUAUCAUCCAUUACCAGUGGUAUUCACCAAAGCUCAAGGUGCUCACGUUUGGGAUCCAGAAGGUAAAGAAUAUUUAGAUUUCCUUUCUGCCUAUUCUGCUGUCAAUCAAGGUCAUUGUCAUCCAAAGAUCAUUGAAGCUUUGGUUGAUCAAGCUUCUAAAUUAACCUUAUGUUCUCGUGCUUUUUCAUCUGAUGUAUUUGGAGUUUAUGCGAAAUAUAUUACCGAAUAUUUCAAUUAUGAAAUGGUUUUACCAAUGAAUACUGGGGCUGAAGCCGUUGAAACUGGAUUAAAAUUAGCUCGUAGAUGGGGUUAUGUCAAAAAGGGAAUUCCAGCUGGUGAAGCUAUUAUUUUAUCUGCUGUUGAUAAUUUCCAUGGUAGAACUUUAGGAGUUAUUUCUAUGUCAACUGAUCCUGAUGCUAAAACCAAUUUUGGUCCUUAUUUAAGUGGGGUUGGUCCUCAAAUUCCAGGUGCUCCAAAAGGUACUUUAUUAAGAUAUGGUAAUAUUGAAGAUGUUGAAUUAGCUUUUAAAAAUGCCGGUGAUAAAAUCGCUGCUAUUUUAUUAGAACCAAUUCAAGGUGAAGCUGGUAUUGUGGUUCCACCAGAAGGUUAUUUCACUAGAGUUCAACAAUUAUGUAAAGAAUAUAAUGUCUUAUUAAUCUGUGAUGAAAUUCAAACUGGUAUUGCAAGAACUGGUAAAAUGUUAUGUUAUGAACAUUAUCCAAAUGUUAGACCUGAUAUUAUUUUAUUAGGUAAAGCUAUUUCAGGUGGUGUUUUCCCAGUAUCAGCUGUAUUAUCAUCCAAAGAAAUCAUGUUAACUUUAGAACCAGGAUCUCAUGGUUCAACUUAUGGUGGUAAUCCAUUAGCUUGUAGAGUUGCUAUUGCUGCUUUACAAGUUGUUAAAGAUGAAAAUUUAGUGGAAAGAUCAGAAAGAUUAGGAGAAUUUUUAAAAUCUGAAUUAAAGAAAUUACAAGCUGAAUCAGGAGGUAUUAUUUCUGAAGUUAGAGGUAAAGGGUUAUUAAGUGCCAUUGUGAUUGAUUCAUCCAAAACUAAUGGUAGAUCAGCAUGGGAUUUAUGUCUUGUUAUGAAAGAUUAUGGGGUAUUAGCUAAACCAACUCAUGAUCAUAUUAUUAGAUUGGCUCCACCAUUAGUUAUUUCUGAAGAAGAUUUAUUAAAGGGAGUUGAUGCUAUUAAGAAAUCAUUAGCUGAUUUACCAACUGCUCCAAUUGCAAAGCAUUAGAAAACUGAAACUUGUUCAUAGUGAAUUUAUUAAUUAUAUAUAUGUAUGUGACUAACUAUAUGUAUACUGGGAUUUAAAAUUAGGUACUCAAAAAAAAGAAUGCUAUUAUUGAAUAGUUAUAAAUAUACAAAACUAAUCUAUCAU
Molecule: messenger RNA, 1563 nt
Organism: Scheffersomyces coipomensis
Lineage: Eukaryota; Fungi; Ascomycota; Pichiomycetes; Serinales; Debaryomycetaceae
Gene: CAR2
Product: ornithine-oxo-acid transaminase
Exons: 1
Coding region: 112-1419 (435 amino acids)
Cellular component (GO): cytoplasm
Molecular function (GO): L-ornithine transaminase activity; identical protein binding; pyridoxal phosphate binding
Source: RefSeq, a predicted model, not a curated record